CGGUGGAGAUACGGUGGUCCUCCGAUAUUUGAUACUGUGAACAAGCUCUUCGAAGAAGAAAGAACCCAUCUAAUAUGGCUAUUAGGGAAGAGAGAGAUAAGUACAGAUCUGUCCUUGAACAUUCAGGACAGGUCCAAUGGAGGUAUGGUCACCCUCCAGCCUUCGAUACUGUGAACCAGCUCUUUGAAGAAGGCCAGACCAAGGUAUGGCCGGAAGGGUCCUUGGAAGAGACGGUUCAAAAUGCGAUCAAGUCAUGGGAGAUGGAGUUCUCACACAAGAUCCGUUUACAAGACUUCAAAACCAUAAACCCUGACAAGUUUAAGCUCUUUGUCAAUGGAAGAGAAGGAUUAUCAGCUGAAGAAACGCUUAGGCUUGGGAGUUACAAUGCUUUGCUCAAGAACUCUCUGCCUGAAGAGUUUCAGUACUAUAAGCCAGAGGAUGAGACUUUCGAGUCAUCACAUGACGCCUUUAGAUCAGCUUUACCACGCGGAUUUGCGUGGGAAAUACUAUCUGUGUACUCGGGGCCGCCUGUUAUAGCAUUCAAGUUUAGACACUGGGGAUACUUUGAAGGAAAUUUCAGAGGUCACGCUCCUACUGGGGAUUUGGUUCAAUUCCUCGGCCUGGGAGUUCUAAAGGUUGAUGAAUUUCUUAGAGCAGAGGAGAUUGAGAUUUAUUAUGAUCCAGGAGAGCUGUUCGGGGGAUUGCUCAAGGGAAAUCCUAUAUCAGAGACCAAAACCACAGACAGUGGAGACAAAGCAGAGAAACAAAUCUGCCCCUUCACACAUUAAGAAAAUCUUAGGCUCUACAAAUGUUUAUCUUCCAUAUUGCAUUGGGUUAUACAGGAAAAUAAGGAAAGCAGAAGUGUGGGUAGACCAACCUUUGAAGAAUAUAUUUGUAACAGUCACUUUGGUUUUUGGUGCAUGGAAUAAGUUAUAGUUAUGUUCCCAGGCGUCACAAUGAUAUUACAGAUAA
Molecule: messenger RNA, 972 nt
Organism: Eutrema salsugineum
Lineage: Eukaryota; Viridiplantae; Streptophyta; Magnoliopsida; Brassicales; Brassicaceae
Product: pathogen-related protein
Exons: 5
Coding region: 75-788 (237 amino acids)
Source: RefSeq, a predicted model, not a curated record